This is a messenger RNA of Cordyceps militaris CM01, 798 nucleotides long. RefSeq lists its product as uncharacterized. The coding region runs from base 1 to 798 and encodes 265 amino acids. NCBI's taxonomy places the organism in Eukaryota, Fungi, Ascomycota, Sordariomycetes, Hypocreales, Cordycipitaceae. The record is from RefSeq and is a predicted model, not a curated record. The transcript is spliced from 2 exons.
AUGAGUGAAGACGUGGAGCUUGACAGCGCAAAGGAGCGCAGGAGGCGACAAAAUCGACUCAACCAGCAGGCUCGGCGGAAGCGGCUAGGCAUCUUGGCACAGGCUCAAGGCCCAGCGCGUAAAUGGAUCAUAUACUCGGCCGGGCUCGACGAGAAUGAGAAGCACGACAAGGUGGCAUCAUCGCCAUCCAUCGAAAAAUGGAUUUUUUGCCAGUCCAACGGGCCAGAGCGGUCGGAGUUUCUCAAGCGCCUUCAAGAUGCUGUGACGCGUGACCCCGCGCGACCGUCUUUCGAUGCCCAACUUUUGACCAAUGUGACGCAGUUCAACAUAAUCAAGGCCAUGGCCAAGAAUGCUGCAUAUUUCGGGUUCACACUCGAACUUUUAUGCGAGGAUCUAAUUUCGCCCUUCAACGCCUCCGGUCCGGCCAUUUCUGCAUCCGGCUGUCUGCCGCCAAGUCUUGCGCCCACGGCAGUCCAGAAACAGAUAGUUCACCAUCCUUGGAUCGACGUCUGCCCGAUUCCGUCACUUCGGAACGCGAUGCUUCUCAACGCCGGCACGUAUGACGAAGACGAGCUGUGCAACGACUUGUUCACUGGGUCGGGGAGCGACAGCGAGCACCAGGUUGGCUUCGUUGUCUGGGGCGAAUCUUGGGAUCCAGCGGCGUACGAGAUUUCCGAGGUUUUUGCGCUUAAGUGGCAGAAACUCUUGAGGAUGUCGGUGGACGUCGUGGUGUCAACGAAUUAUUGGCGCUCGAGAAGGGGACAGGCUCCAAUACGGCUUCAAAUGGGGUCGGCCUAG